CGGCUGCACUUUGAACGCGCUCGACAUCGGCUCUCGCUCCCUCUCAAAACUUUUUUCCGGUCGGCAUCGUUGUCCCGCGAAAGAGGCUACUGCGCCGACCAAUCAGAACGCGCCAUCCCUACUAGCUUGAGCCCCCCUCGAGUGCAGCCGCAGACCGAGCGAGCGUUGCCGUAGUAGCGCUCGCAGCGUACAGAUAAAUACACAGUAGAAAGUGCCACCAACAAUUAGCUAAUUAAUACCAGUAGGAAAAAGUUUCGGUAGUGCUAGUGCGCGAACAACUGCCAGCAUGUUCGACGUCUUCGGCUCCGUCAAGGGGCUGCUGAAGAUCGAUGCGGUGUGCAUCGACAACAACGUGUUCCGUUUGCAUUACAAAGCGACCGUUAUCAUCCUUAUAGCCUUCUCGCUUCUGGUCACCAGCCGGCAAUACAUCGGGGAUCCCAUCGACUGCAUCGUCGACGAGAUCCCGCUCAACGUCAUGGACACCUACUGCUGGAUCUACUCCACGUUCACGAUCCCCAACCGGCUGACGGGACGCGUGGGUUUGGAUAUCGUGCAGCCGGGGGUGGCCAGCCACGUGGACGGCACCGACGAGGUCAAGUACCACAAGUACUACCAGUGGGUGUGCUUCGCCCUCUUCUUCCAAGCCAUGCUCUUCUACGUCCCCCGUUACCUGUGGAAAACCUGGGAAGGCGGACGCAUCAAGAUGCUCGUCCUCGACCUCAACGACCCCAUCGUCAACGAAGACUGCAAGACCGACCGUAAGCGCCUCCUCGUGGACUACUUCGUGACCAACCUGCACAUGCAGAACUUCUACGCUUUCCGCUUCUUCAUCUGCGAAGUCCUCAACUUCGUCAACGUGGUGGGGCAGAUCUUCUUCAUGGACUACUUCCUCGACGGGGAGUUCAGCACGUACGGGCGCGACGUCCUCAGCUUCACCGAGAUGGAACCGGAGGACCGCGAGGACCCCAUGUCCCGGGUGUUCCCGAAGGUAACCAAGUGCACCUUCCACAAAUACGGUCCUUCCGGUUCGGUGCAGAAGUUCGACGGGCUGUGCGUCCUGCCUUUGAACAUCGUCAACGAGAAGAUCUACGUGUUCCUGUGGUUCUGGUUCGUGUUCCUCAGCGUGCUGACGGGGCUGUCGCUGGUGUACCGGCUCGUGGUCAUCUUCAUGCCCAAGGUGCGCCUCUACCUGCUGCGAGGCAAGUGCAAGAUCGCGCCCCAGAAGGAGGUGGAGACCAUCAACAGCCGGUGCGAGAUCGGGGACUGGUACGUCUUCUACCAGAUGGGUAAGAACAUCGACCCGCUGAUCUACAGGGAGAUCAUUUCGGACUUGUCGAAGAAGCUCGAGGGGAAAGAGACUGUCUAGCGUGCCUUUACGAACGAUUACGAAAGACAUAGUUUCAGCAUGCCCGAGCGUGCCUUUUUCUAAAUUUUUGUACUGUUUUUUUUUUUUUUAAUUCGAUGAUCGAUUUACCUGCUGCACAUCGGAGGUGGCUCGUACAUUCCUUGAACAUUUCCAAGGACCAUUCUGUGAUGACAGAAAAAGACUGUGCAAAAGACGGCCGAACAGGCUGUGAUAUUAGCAUUUUUCGCUUAGGUUCUAGCUCAAUAUCAUUCCCAAGAUAUACUCUUCCAUAUCUCGCGUCCUCGGCAAUAAAAAUGAACAAGCCAGCAGAGAGAGACGUUUUCGCCGCUGGCUGUUGCUUGUCUACUCUUCCUAAGCAGUGCAGCGGGCGAAAUCGCAUUCUCUGUGAUAUAUCUGAUUAUAUGCUCUGUUUUAUAUCCCAUAUUAGUGUCUAGGUAUUAUUAAUCGAAUAAUUUAAAUCAUGUGAUUUAGGAUUUAGGCUAGAUUAAGUUCCAUACACAUACAUUUUACAUCGCGAAAAUUUGUAUAAAAAUCGUUAUGUGUUCAAAUCAUUGUGUAAAUGAUAUACACCGAGAGUGCCUUGGUUUUUUUUUAAAUGUAUGGAAUUAUUGACGAAAUAAAUUAGCUAUUUUAAUUUAA
Messenger RNA from Zophobas morio, 2005 nucleotides. Its product is annotated as innexin inx2. NCBI's taxonomy places the organism in Eukaryota, Metazoa, Arthropoda, Insecta, Coleoptera, Tenebrionidae. The record is from RefSeq and is a predicted model, not a curated record. Gene Ontology annotation, cellular component: gap junction; plasma membrane. Bases 287 to 1366 code for a protein of 359 amino acids. Gene Ontology annotation, molecular function: gap junction channel activity. The transcript has a single exon. Gene Ontology annotation, biological process: phototransduction.